Molecule: messenger RNA, 3313 nt
Organism: Microplitis demolitor
Lineage: Eukaryota; Metazoa; Arthropoda; Insecta; Hymenoptera; Braconidae
Product: transcription termination factor 2
Exons: 5
Coding region: 102-3209 (1035 amino acids)
Molecular function (GO): ATP binding; ATP-dependent chromatin remodeler activity
Source: RefSeq, a predicted model, not a curated record
AUAUGUGCUCAUAAAAUACACAGGAAAAGAAACAUAAAAAAAUUGACUCUCGAUUUGUGAAGAUAGAUUUUUUAUAAACAAAAAAAACAUUAGUGAUUCUGAUGGCUUACCGUGCGGGUAGCCAAGAUUUAACUUCGAGUGAAGAUGAUUCUGAUAAAGAUUGGGAUAAAAGUCCUAAGAGCAAGAAGAGACGUAUGAGUAAAGUGUUGGAAGAUACUAUUGCUGCUAAUGAUGAUGACAUCGAUGAUGCUUCGGAGGAUGAUGAAGAGCUAAAUAAUAGCAAUCGUAUGACACCCAGUAUUGAAAAGGCGAUACAGCGAAGUAUAUCUAAACUUAGUCAAGAAAAUUUGGACCUAGAUGCUGAUGAAAAAAAGUCAUCACCAAAUGAUCAUAGUUACUGUGUUUCAAAAAGUCCGAUUUUGUUUGAAGAUGAUGAUGAUUUUAUUGGUGGACAUAAAGGCGAAGAGAUUGAUGGAGAUCAUUCAGAUAAUGUAAAUGAUUCAGAUCAUUUAGAUAAAUCUAGUUAUGCUGAUCAGAAAGUUGAGGCAAUCGAUGUUGAUAGUUUUGAUGAAAGUAGUUCAGAGGAAUCAGUAGUUGAUGACUCAAGGAUAGAAGAUGUUCAGACAACGCAUUAUAAGAUUGCUGAAGAAGCUCCGUCUCUAGCUGAUCAAGUGGCCAAGUAUAAUUUAAAAGUACUUAAAGUUAUGGUUGUUCGAAAUGAUGGGAAAGUUAUUAUUCCUUUAGAAAAUGGUACUGAAAAUGAACCGGAAGAAAAUAUCAGUGAUAAGUUGUCUCAAGAUGCUGUAAAAAAUCAUACUUUGAAAAAGUUCAAACUGAUAGAACGAAGAGCUUCUGAUGUGUCAAAUAAAUCGUCAAGAAAUUCUGUGACGGGAUCACCCAGAGAAGUAGAAAUAAAUUGUCAGAAAUUAUCAAAUAGUCAAGAAAAAAAAAGUAGUCAGACUAGUUAUAAAGAAUUGAAUAAUAAUGAUGUAGAAUUAAAGAGGGAUGAUAAAAUACUGAUAGUUGACACUGAUGAUCCAAAUACUAAAAUUAUUUGUCAAGAAAUAAAUAAUAACAGUCAAAAGUUAAGUACUGAUGGAUCAUUUACUGCUGUAGUGAAUGAUUUAGUAAAAAUAGAAAUGAAAAAUGAAACACCAGGAGCUGAAGGUGAAGAGGAGAGUAAAAAUAUCUUAGAAAUUAAGAAAGACGAAGAAGCGAUAGAAGCUCCAGAUGUUAAGGACAUUAAACCCAAGAUUAAUAUUAAGCCAACGACUGAUCAUUCAACUAGAGAUUUGGGAAAAAAAGCUCUAGAGACGUACAAAGAACAACAAUCGCUUACUGUUGAACGUUUGCACGAUCUCCAUGGAUCACUGAUCUCUCGUCCUACUGAGUCUACCCGAGCAAAGGAUCCAGCAGGUCUGAGUACUCCUCUUAUGCCCCACCAACAACAUGCUCUGGCAUGGCUUCUAUGGAGAGAGCAGCAGAAACCUCCUGGUGGAGUUCUAGCUGAUGAAAUGGGACUCGGAAAAACUCUGACAAUGAUAUCGCUGGUACUGAAAACGCUGCCGGAGUUUAGGAAAAAAGACGAAGACAAAGACAAAAACUACCGGAGAUGUAAAUUGCUCAAGUAUUCUGGAGGAACUCUGGUAGUUUGUCCGGCUUCAUUAGUCUCGCAGUGGAGUCAGGAGAUACGAAAACAUUGCAAAAGAAAUCAGCUUGUAUUUGAAUCUUACCAUGGGCCGAAUCGGGAGGUGAAUAUCAAAAAAUUAUCAAAGAAUGACAUUGUCAUAACGACGUAUAAUUUAUUAAGCCGUGAAAGCAAUAACACAGGGAUCAGUAAUUUGUUGUACAAAAUUCAGUGGGAACGAGUGAUACUUGAUGAAGCUCACGUUGUUCGUAACCACAAGAGCCAAAUGUGCGACGCUGUUUGUCGUUUGACCGCAGACAGACGUUGGGCCAUCACUGGAACUCCGAUCCACAAUAAACAAAUGGAUCUCUACGCCAUUUUAAAGUUCCUACAGUGCUCGCCAUUUGAUGACCUUAGAAUUUGGAAACGUUGGGUUGACAAUAAAGAUGACGCAGGCCAUCAACGGCUUACUACAGUAAUGAAGACUCUGAUGCUACGUCGUACCAAGCAAGAGCUGAUGAUCAAAGGAGAAAUGCAACCUUUGACUAAAAAAAUUUUAAACACAAUCCGUGUUCCUUUAGAUGCUGACGAGCGAUUAGUUUAUGAGAAAGUUUUGAUGUACUCACGGACACUUUUCGCUCAAUUCCUGCAUCAACGCUCUGAGAAACACCACAUGUUCGAAAUGGGGGCUAGAUACGAUCAUCGGCGUCCAACUACUUCUCCAUACAUAGCGGGAUUCAAUAAAGCGCAGCAGCAGUUGCUGGCCCAACAUGCCGACGUCCAGUCUCAUGACAUCCUGGUGUUGCUGCUGAGACUUAGACAGAUCUGUUGCCAUCCAUCUCUGAUUCACGCCAUGCUGGAUAAAAAUGAUUUAGACCCACAAGCUCUUGGUGACGGUGCAAUUAACUUUCAAUUGUUAAACCAAAUAAAUAACGUCAAUUUAAGAGACGAUACUGGUAAUGAUCCUGAUGACGAAGACGAAGAAGAAAGUGGUGUCAGUGAAAGAGUAAUUGAAAAUUUAUUGACCAAAGACAAUCCUGUAUUUGAUCCCGAGCGGCAGAGUGCUAAAUUGCGGUCUAUUAUCACAGUAACUAAGCAGAUAUUAACUAAAAAAGAAAAAGUUAUAAUAGUAUCCCAGUGGGUAGGAUACUUGCAAAUCAUAGCAAACAAUUUAAAUUCAAUUGACGGCGCUACGUAUAAAUUAUUUAUUGGCAGUACUUCGAUUAACAAUCGCCAGAAAAUGAUCGACUCGUUUAACAGCCCCGACGAGGACCCGCAGAUUCUUCUCCUGUCAUUGAAUGCCGGUGGAGUGGGACUUAAUCUUAUGGGAGGAAAUCAUCUGAUGCUGAUCGACAUUCAUUGGAAUCCUCAGCUCGAGUUGCAGGCUCAGGACCGCAUCCAUCGGUUUGGUCAGAAAAAAAAUGUAUUUAUUUACAAGUUUAUCUGCAGUGACACAAUUGAAGAACGCAUUGAGAGUCUCCAGCAGAAAAAAUUAAAAAUUUCAGGAGAAAUUUUAAGCGGCAGCGGCAAGGUCAGCACCAAACUGACCAUCGACGAUCUGCGAUCGCUUUUUAAUAUAUAAGACUGAUUAGCAGCCUUAAAUUUAUUAUUAUUUACUACGUUUUCCUCAACAAUGGCUUUAAUUAAUGAACUGAAGCGAUAAAUGAAUUUUAAUGUAAACUUGAA